UUCCAUCCUAUAUUUGUCAGAAGAUAUUGUAACGACCAAUGUUAUUUAUAUCAAUAAGCUUAUAGAAAGACCAUGGUUUGACCAUGUUUCGAAAGAGCAAAUAUAUUCACAUCUAAUCUAAAUUCCAGUGGACUUCCUGCUUUGUUGUCGUCUACUUUCAUCCUCUGUGGAACCCCCAAUUUCAAAUCUAGCAGCUCGAAAUCGUUCACCGAGCCACCACAGCUCCGCCACAGAGAAUGCUCUCUUUUCAUCUCUUCUCUUCAGCUCCAUCUUUUCACAACACUUCUCUACAACGUACGGGCCUCCCGAAACCCAAUAGUCCUUCCUAUCUCCCAAUUCUCAAUCUCCAUUCAAUCCCCAAUUCCCCCAAAUUCGCACACACCCACUUCGCCAAUCGCUCUAUUCAAUCCGGAACCUAUAGUUUUCUAGCCUUUAAGCCUCCGAGCGAUGGAACCCACUUGAAGAGGGGUCGCUGCAGUGCUGUUAAUGACUCUGACGAAAAAACUAGGUCGGUUUUAGACACCGGCGGCGGUGGUGAUGGAGGUGGCGGUGGCGAUGGAAGUGAUGAUAAUGGGAAGGUGGAAAACCAAAAGGAUUCUUCUGGGUUUCUUCCUGAAUGGUUGAAUUUAACUUCGGAUGACGCUAAAACAGUCUUUGCAGCCAUAGCAAUAUCUCUUGCCUUCAGAACAUUUAUUGCAGAACCGAGGUACAUUCCCUCGCUAUCAAUGUACCCUACGUUUGAUGUUGGGGAUCGACUUGUAGCAGAGAAGGUCACAUACUAUUUUAGGAAGCCUUGCGCUAAUGAUAUAGUGAUAUUUAAAAGCCCACCAGUGCUUCAGGAGGUAGGAUAUACAGAUGAAGAUGUCUUCAUUAAAAGAGUUGUUGCUAAAGAAGGUGAUACUGUAGAGGUUCGGAAGGGAAAACUUAUCGUUAAUGGGGUUGAGAGAGACGAAAAAUUUAUCCUUGAACCACCAUCAUAUGAUAUGACUCCAGUUCAAGUGCCAGAAAACUCAGUCUUCGUGAUGGGUGAUAAUCGCAAUAACAGCUAUGAUUCUCAUGUUUGGGGUCCUCUUCCUGCCAAGAAUAUAAUAGGGAGAUCAUUAUUCCGCUAUUGGCCUCCUAACAGAAUCGGUGGAACAGUUUCUGACCCGAGCUGUGCUAUUGAUAAGGAAGAGAGCAUUCCUUCCACACCAGAAAUUUCCAGCCUACAGACCACAAAUUCUCAACCAUAACGGUUUGGGUCAUGUUCCUGUAAGUUCAGUUCGUCCCUCUGCAAAUGCCUUUAUGGUCACCAUUUGUUACCUUAUUAUUUGCAAGCUCUUUUUAUUUGUAGUUUGAGGAACUGGCCAUUUUGUGUAAGGCCCUAGAUAUUAUUGGUCUUGGUUUUUGCAAGUUACUAGUUGACUCAACACCAUCAAUUAUCUGUAAUUUGAACUUCAGUCCCGUCUCUCUUAUGCGUCAACCACAGUUGAAAGAUCUGAAGAUUCUGAACUAGUGACAUUGUCAUUCUUAGUGAAACCAAUUGAUCAAUAAGUUAUUUGAUGGUAUACAAAUAUGUUCUCUUGAAA
Cucumis melo (muskmelon) is the source of this 1568-nucleotide messenger RNA. RefSeq names its product chloroplast processing peptidase. Gene Ontology annotation, molecular function: serine-type endopeptidase activity. The transcript has 5 exons. The record is from RefSeq and is a predicted model, not a curated record. The coding region runs from base 237 to 1232 and encodes 331 amino acids. Gene Ontology annotation, biological process: thylakoid membrane organization. Lineage: Eukaryota; Viridiplantae; Streptophyta; Magnoliopsida; Cucurbitales; Cucurbitaceae. Gene Ontology annotation, cellular component: chloroplast thylakoid membrane.